GAUCAAUUGAAAAAGUUGUAUUUCUGCUGAAAACAUACAAACUUCGUUUGAUUUUGUAAGCACUUAAGUAUUUGAUUUCAUUUCGACUCAAAAAUAUUAUAUUCAAAGAAAGAAAUCUUGAAUUUUCUGUUUCUAAGAAUUUUCGACAUGUAAAUACAUAUUCAAUCCAUUUUCUGGAAAAAAAAGUAUUGAACAACUUAUUCCUUAAUUUAAUUUCAAGGAGUAAAUGUUUGUUCCCAAAAACAGUCAUAUAUUCAAACAACAUAUAAUUUAAAAGCCUUAAAUUCUCAAGGACAUAAAUACAUCCGAUAUGUGUACGAGCACGAGUUUAUAAAAUACAUCCAUACAAUUUUAUCAAGAGCUUUCAAAAAAAGUAUCUCAUUUUAUACUUUACAACCAAACAACCCAAAAUGACAAUACAAGUUAAUAUAUGUAUCUACGUAAGCAAGAAUUUUACGAAUUAAAUCAUAAAGUCCUCAAGGAUUUCUGCAUUUCUUUUUUUUUUUGCUUGCAUAUGUGUGUGUUUUUGUUACCUCAGCUCAGACAUAUUAAUUCGUAAAAAUGUCCUUAAGCCAAGAGGCAUGUUUAAUGUUCCAUCAGUUUACGUCAGAGACUUACAUUGGUAUUCAUUUUAUUUUACUUCGAAGUAUCGGGUGCUGUGUUUUAUUAAGCCCUACAGAAAAACACCUCCAAAAACAAAAAGAAAAUGUCUGCUUCAACACUAAAAAAAAUAAAAUUGAUAUCGUUUUCCUUUUAUUAUCUUCGUGUGCGUCUGUGCCUGGUACCACCCGGGCCCGCCCUCCGUCCGCCAGCCACCACAUCCUUCCUGUUGUAGGAGGAAUUCAAUUUCAGACACAUAAGUAGGUAGGAAGUAGGAACCCAUCAUCUCGAAAGUGCUAUCGAGAAUGUAGGGCAAAUCGAAUUCAAAAAAAAUCAUUUAUCCUACCAUAGGGUGGUAGAGGGUAGGUACUUAUAUGUACAUGUAUUUUGAAAUGGUUAUUAUGUGAAGGAAGCAAGUUUUGCACAUAUUCUAUGCGUGUAAAUUGAACUACAUUGUAUACCCUAAGGGUUUUUGCAGAAUUGAACUUAAAUAUCAUUUUGGCAUUCUUUGGCGUUUGACCUGAUGAAAUUUACAUUUUUUAAUUAAAAUCUCCUGAAUUUCAUAUAAAUUUUCAAUACAAAAAAUCUGAAUAAAAGGAUCAUGAAUAUCUAAUACCAGAAAUACAGAAUACCCGCCUUAUAUAACGAGUAUAUAGUGGAAGUAGUUUAUGAAUUUUCAAAACCUAAGAAAUGAAAACAAAGCCGACAAUAUCAGGCCAGGAGAACCAGGCUAAUCAUGAUGGUGGUUUGUAUAGUCAUCAUCAUCGCCUUCCUUGUCCUUUUAUAAAUUAACAAAGGAUCACCUAUUGAGCCAGUACACGAUUCAAUUAUCCGGGUGAAAGAGAAAAGUGCUUAAAUUAGGCAGAAGACAGAGGGAUGAUGAAAUCACUUCUUUCAAAACAUAUUAUUCCUUUUUUUUGCCAUACCCAGAAACGAGAGACAGAUUCUAGCAUCCGUUUUGUUCUGACCCUUUUUUUCAUUUCCAUUUUAGGUUCCUAUAUAAAAUCCAUAGCCUAAAGGCAGGAUUUGAUGGUGCUUAUGGUGUCGGGGCACGUGUACGUUAUUAACAACCACACACAAUACCUUGCUGAUUGAAAUUACUCGUUCAUUCUAACUAACUGCGAUGUGCAAAAGAAAAUUUGAACUUUGGUAUUUUAUUUUCCAUUUUUUUUGUAUUUUGCUUUUUCUAGGUAAACCUUUUUGUUGUCAUUGUACUGUAAGAUGUGCGGUAUGGAAGUGGCUUGGGGAUUUUUUGUGACGUGCGUUAUGUAAAUAAAAACGAAAUAAGGUUUUUGGGAACGUCCUUGGAUGAUGAAUAGGUAUAGGAAAGCAGACUUAUACGUUGUAACUAGUAAUUCGAAGACGACAACGACAAGGACUAAAUAAUACGGAAAUAGGUAUUAGGUGGUGAAUCAGGAUGAUAUUACAUUUUAUUUACUGAUAAAAUAUUGUAAGCACAUGUGCUGCUGAGUUCAAAUAAGAUUAUUUAAUGAUUUAAGUUUUCCUUAUUUGUGUAGGAAUGGAUAAAAGUUGUAAGCACAAAUGUUUUGUUGUUCAUAUUAGUGGAAUUAGACAUUGUGAAAACCUUGGUUCGAAAUUUCAAUAAAAUAUGUGUGCUUACAUACAUGCAGAACAUUUUCUUCGGUAAUAUUGAAAUUUAAACAAAAUAACUUUGAAUAUAUUGUCAGCUUUUCCCAGGUACAAGUGAAUUAGAAAUUUUAAGGAAAUAGAUUCAUAAAUAUGAAAUUUUACUUCUAUAAACUUAAAACCUUCAUAAAAAACUACACAUUUCAGCAGAAACAUUUUUAUUAAGAUGAACCUAUUGUUGCAGUGAUAGCUCAUUAAGUAGUCUAAAACUUCUCACAAUCAGUCUUCACAAGAAAAAAAAGAUAUUAGUAACUAAACAAAAGCCAUUGUUAGCGAGCUCAUUCCAAUUACAAAUUGAGUCUCAGAAACUAACUUGCGCUGAAUGAACAGGAAGUUACAAAAAAAAAAUAACAAAUUGCAAAAGAAAAAAAAAAUAGAGGAAUCUGAAACUUUUCUCCUUACUUCAUAUAUCUUUUUUUUCUUCAUUCACUUCAUUCUCACACUUCGAGCUAUGCCCUAAAUUAAGAAAUUUAUAAAGAAAAGAAACUUCUCCUUUGCCAGGAGUAACAAAAUAUCCGGGUUUUCAAAAAAAAAAGGACUCAAAAUUAAAGAACAUAAAAACUUAAAAAUAGUAAUGAGAACAGCAUUCUCUUAUUUUUAUGUCCUGAAUGAAAAGCUGAGAAGCCCUAAUCCGGAGUGCAAUUACCUCUGGCGCAGAUUUUAUGUUUUCAUUAUUAUUAAUUUUUUUUUCUUCUAGUUAAACUUACAAAAGUGAAAACAAAAGGAACCUCGAAAAGGACGUUCAUCUAUUAUUCACUGAAAAUUAUUUUCACUGUGACAAGAGAAGUAAGAGAGUAACAAAAAAAAUAAGAUUUUUAAUUACACAAACGGAAGCCGAGAAGAAAAGACCAAAUUGCACGAAGAACCAAAAACAAACAAUACCAAAAUGGUGCAUAUUGUUGUAAGCGCUAUUGCAGUCUUAAUUUUCAUUGGGAAUGCCAACAGCUACACCCAUUGGUAUAACGAAUCGAUUUUUAAAUUUGGUAAUGUAAAGAAUUAUUGUGAUAUGCAUUGCGGCAAGGCAAAGCAUAUACUUUGCCAUGUUAAGCCUCAACCAAAAUGUUCUGAUAACUUUUAUCUUUUUAACUUGGACGAGUCAAACCUGAAGAAUGAUGUUUUAUUGGGACUUAAUGGACUUCGGAAUAGAAUUGCUGACAAAAUGCAGGUGGCUAAUAUGAUAAGUCUGUCCUGGGAUGAUGAACUAACUUUUAUGGCGGAAACAUUUUUAGAACAAUGUAAACUAUAUGCAAAAAAUCCCUGUACAAAUUUGGGUGAUUCUAAGGAAAAUGCUGCAGAAAAAGAACCACGUUACUAUCACAUUGCUGAAUCUUAUGCAUUUCGAAAAACAAAUUUUUUUCCGAAUAACUUUUUCCCAUCAAUUUUAAGAGAUUGGUACUACGAAAAGAAUAACAUGAAAGCGCCGGAAAUAUCUAAGUCGAAAUUCAAUGAAUACUAUGGCGUCUUAAAGGGUCAUAAUAAUUUCACUCGAUUGGCUAAUCCAAUCCUGUCAAGAGUUGGAUGUGGUCUUGCCAGAUUUGAAGAUGGCUAUGGUCUGCUUUGUUAUUUCUUUCCAUAUUUUCAAUCUAACGUAAGAUUCGAUCGUGGCCCACCUGCAACCAGUUGCCCAAAUCUUUUUCCACUAAAAGGAGCAAUGUUUCAGAAUACUUGCACAAAUCGAGGAAUUAAUUAUGGACCAAAUAUCAGUAAAAUACUUUUAUUGAUGGGUAUUUUAGAAAUUUUGAAGCAUACUUACGGGUACAGGAUGUUCCGGCUCCGCGUGCAAGGGGGUUCGAUCUUCUGGCAAAAGUGGAAUUGGUAA
Eupeodes corollae is the source of this 4066-nucleotide messenger RNA. Its product is annotated as scoloptoxin SSD976-like. The record is from RefSeq and is a predicted model, not a curated record. The transcript has 4 exons. Lineage: Eukaryota; Metazoa; Arthropoda; Insecta; Diptera; Syrphidae. Bases 3134 to 4066 code for a protein of 310 amino acids.